AUGGUGGACACUGGUCGCAAUGUGGUCCCGGGGACCAUCCACCUCGUCGACACCGAGGCUGCUGAACACACGGGCAAGAAGGACAUUGUGCUCAACCCACGGCCGAGCUCAGACCCGGAAGACCCGUUGAACUGGUCCAAGAAGAGGAAGCUGUGGGCCAUCACCAUGGCGUACGUCUACAUCAUGGGCAUCGGCAUGUCCACCACGGUGCAGUAUUCCAUCUUGACCAACAUUGGCGAGGCGACCGGCAUUUCCAUUGCUGACAUCAACACCGGCACCGGUCUGCAAUUCCUGUUCGCGGGCUGGGGAUGUCUGAUUUGGCAGCCACUGGCGCUCGCCUACGGACGACGAGGAGUGUACAUCCUGAGCAGCCUGUUGGCCAUCGGACCCAUGGUCUGGACCGUCUACACCACUUCCACGAGCGUCUGGUGGGCCCACCGCAGUCUGUUGGGCCUCAUCAUCGCACCGGUCGAAUCGCUGGGGGAAAUCUCCGUCUCGGACCUGUUCUUCGCCCACGAACGCGGCAACUACAUGGGCAUCUACACGCUGCUCGUCUUUGGCUCCAACGCUCUCGCGCCCUUUUUGGCCGGGUUCGUCACCUACUCCAUGGGCUGGGAGGCGGCCAUCUGGUUCGGCACCAUCGUCCUCGGCGUGUGCACCAUCAUCAUCUACUUUGGCAUGGAAGAGACCAUGUACUUCCGCAAGACCAUCGAGGGCAUCGACGAAGGAGCCGCCGAGGUCACCCCGGAGGGUGUCGAAACCUUGGGGGAGAAGACGGACGCCGUGUCCAAGAGCGCACCGCUCCAGGAACCCGCUUCGCCCCGGGCAGAGUCGUUCCGUCUCCAGCCACGGACCUACUGGCAGAAACUGCAGCUGUUCCGACUCGACGAAGGCCGGCCGUCGGUGAAGCAGAUGUUCAUCAUGAUGGUGCGCCCGCUCUGGAUGUUCUUCUACUUCCCCAACGUCAACUGGGCGGGUUUUCUGUACGGGGCCUCGCUGUGCUGGUACAACGUGCAGAACGCGACCAUGGCGCUAAUCCUCAACGCGGCGCCCUACAACUUCUCCGCCCGGGCCGUGGGCAUUGCCUAUCUGUCGCUGCUCGUCGGGUGCUGCGUCGCCUGGUGGUGGGCCGGCUGGGCGGGCGACGAGAUCGCCAUCCGCCUCGCCCGACGCAACCGGGGCAUCCGCGAACCGGAGCAGCGCCUCUGGCUGCUCACCUUCUCCGGCACGAUCGCGACCGCGGGACUCAUCCUCUGGGGCGUGGGCGCCGCGCACCAAACGCACUACAUGGGGCUGAUCAAAGGCCUCGGCAUGACCAGCUUCGGCAUCGUCAGCGGCGGGAGCACGGCGCUGGCGUACGACGUCGACUGUUUCAAGGAGAUUGCCGGCGAGACGGUCGUGUUGGUCAUUGUGAUUCGCAACACUAUGGGCUUCGGCAUGAACUACGGCAUCACCCCUUGGUUGGAGAACACGGGCACGCAAAACUGCUUCAUCGCCGUGGCUUUUCUCUGCCUCUUCUGCAACUUUAGUUUCCUGUUCAUGACCGUCUGGGGCAAGAAGCUCAGGCGUCUGUCGGCCAAGAAGUACUGGGAGUAUGUCGACACGUUGAUCGUGGGGGGGCAUUAG
Molecule: messenger RNA, 1626 nt
Organism: Fonsecaea nubica
Lineage: Eukaryota; Fungi; Ascomycota; Eurotiomycetes; Chaetothyriales; Herpotrichiellaceae
Exons: 3
Coding region: 1-1626 (541 amino acids)
Biological process (GO): transmembrane transport
Molecular function (GO): transmembrane transporter activity
Source: RefSeq, a predicted model, not a curated record